GGCACGCGCGGGAGGUGGGACCGGGAGGCGGUUCGGGUGCCCCGCCUCGUGCCGUACUCUCCUUGCUCGCCUCUGGGUGGCCUUUAAUGUCUUGUGUUCUAAGGUGUGCUGAGGGGAAAGACGCGGGAGGUCUCUAGCCUGACACUAUGGAGGAAGAGAAAAGCUACAAUUUCGACGGUGUGAGCACCAACUGCCUGAAACAGCAGUUGCUGGAAGAAAUCCGCAAGAAGGAUGCAGUGCAACUCUCAAUAUUUGAACUAAGACACAAGAUUACAGAACUGGAAGCCAAACUGAAUACUGACAAUGAAGGUAGUGAAUGGAAAACCCGUUAUGAGACACAACUUGAAUUAAAUGAUCAACUAGAAAAGCAAAUUGUUUAUCUCAAGGAGAAGAUGGAAAAAAUCCGUGGAAACUCUUCAGAUAGACUAUCUUCUAUUCGUGUCUAUGAACGAAUGCCAGUGGAAUCCUUAAACACAUUACUUAAACAGCUAGAAAAAGAAAAGAGGACUCUUGAAAGUCAAGUGAAAUACUAUGCACUUAAACUGGAACAAGAAUCAAAGGCUUACCAGAAGAUCAGCAAUGAACGCCGUACAUACCUAGCUGAAAUGUCUCAGGGUUCUGGUUUACAUCAAGUUUCUAAAAGGCAACAGAUGGAUCAACUGCCUAGGAUGCAAGAGAAUCUAGUGAAAACUGGAAGAUAUAAUCCAGCUAAGCAGAAGACAGUGAGUGCCAAGAGAGGACCAGUAAAAAAGAUUACAAGAUCAAAUCAUCUUCCAGAACUCCAUCCAUGAUUCCAGAACUGGGUGGAUUUCUAUUUCUUCCUUUUUCCAUUUAUAAUACUCAACUUAUGAAGUUAAUGGUCAGCACAUUUCUUCAGGGAAUAAAAUAGAUAAGAACUGCCAAAUUUUUCUUUAGCUCCUUUUCCAGAUGUGUGUUCCUUUGUUUGCAUAAAAGUAAUUUUCUCCAGUGACCCUAAACUAUGAAGUGCUUGAGAGUUUUAAAAUAUCCUAGGGAAUCUGAAGGCUGGCAUCGUUACAUUUACUUUUCAUGGUACACCCAUGAUCUGCUCUGAUAGAAACAUUUCUAUUCUAUUUGGUUUCUAGUUGACUGUCAGCGAAAAGUGUGUAUUCAUAAAACCUUUUUGCUAUUUUGGGCUGGAUCUUGCUCAGUUUUUUAAAUUUCAGGUUUAAACAAAG
This is a messenger RNA of Mandrillus leucophaeus (drill), 1196 nucleotides long. RefSeq names its product coiled-coil domain containing 169 (gene CCDC169). Bases 147 to 791 code for a protein of 214 amino acids. NCBI's taxonomy places the organism in Eukaryota, Metazoa, Chordata, Mammalia, Primates, Cercopithecidae. The transcript has 8 exons. The record is from RefSeq and is a predicted model, not a curated record.